Messenger RNA from Blastomyces dermatitidis ER-3, 2532 nucleotides. RefSeq names its product peptidyl-prolyl cis-trans isomerase-like 2. Gene Ontology annotation, biological process: protein polyubiquitination; protein folding; protein peptidyl-prolyl isomerization. The transcript is spliced from 4 exons. Bases 98 to 1867 code for a protein of 589 amino acids. NCBI's taxonomy places the organism in Eukaryota, Fungi, Ascomycota, Eurotiomycetes, Onygenales, Ajellomycetaceae. Gene Ontology annotation, molecular function: ubiquitin-ubiquitin ligase activity; peptidyl-prolyl cis-trans isomerase activity. Gene Ontology annotation, cellular component: catalytic step 2 spliceosome. The record is from RefSeq and is a predicted model, not a curated record.
CAAGGCCGCAAACCAACCUCCGAUUUUUGUGUUUUGCGACAGCGAGGUUCGCCGCUGGCAGCAGUUUUGAUAGUGCUCUUCUUUGAGGAUUGUGAACAUGGGAAAAGGAACCGAUAAGCUCUAUAUUACCCAUUCGGAAUGGGCAUCCGAAGAUGCAUACUCUGCGAGUGCUGGCUCCGGUGUCAGAUCGAAAGCGGGAACUGCGCACGCAUCCUUUAAACGCCUUCCGUUCAACUUCUGCUCACUCUCCCUGCAACCAUUCUCCCACCCCGUUUGCACGCUCUCCGGCACGAUAUUCGAUCUCACGAAUAUAAUUCCCUGGAUUAAGAAACAUGGCACAAAUCCCGUAGACGGAACCGCUCUCAAAAGCUCCGACCUUAUAAAACUGAAUUUUGCGAAAAAUGACGAGGGCGAAUAUGUUGAUCCCGUUACUUAUAAAGCGUUCACGGAUAAUACACAUCUUGUGGCUUUGAAACCAUCGGGAACCGUUUUUGCGUGGGACACAGUGGAAAAGCUAAAUGUCAAGGCAAAGAUGUGGAGAGAUCUGGUAACGGACGAGGAGUUUGGACGGAAGGAUAUCAUCACUUUGCAGGACCCGCAGAAUAUCGAGUCGAGAGAUCUCAGCUCAUUUAAAUAUAUAAAAGAUGGAGAGAACACAAUGUCAGAUGAACAGCUGCGGGUAAAAAACAGUAACGUGAACCUAAAUGCUAUGGGGAGCUCCGCGAAGAUCUUGAAGGCCAAGGAGGCUGUUGCGAAAGCACGCGCUGAGCGCGAACAAAAAGCAAACGCCGCUGCUCUUGAAAAAUCGAAGGGGAGGGAUGCUACAGCUUUUGGUAAAGAUGGUUCCGCGAAAGGGUCAAUAAUGAAUCAAAUCAAGAAACCAACUCCAUACAACGCAGCGAAGCACACGACGGGGCUUGCAGCUGCCUCUUUUACUAGCACUGGCCUCACCCCGCAUACAUCGGCCGACCUUGCUCUUCUCACUGAUGAACAAUACAUGUUGCGACGGGGCCGCGUUAACAUCAAGGGGUAUGCGCGCAUUAACACCACGAUGGGAGAUCUCAAUCUUGAACUACACACAGAACAUGCACCCAAGGCAGUUUGGAACUUUAUUCAGCUAGCUAAGAAGGGAUAUUAUAAUGAUGUCACCUUCCACCGGAACAUUAAAGGCUUCAUGAUUCAGGGUGGUGAUCCCACUGGUACCGGCAGAGGUGGUGAAAGUAUCUGGGGAAAGAAUUUUGAGGACGAGAUUGAGGGGCCGUUCAAACAUGAUGCAAGAGGGACGGUGAGCAUGGCUAAUAAGGGCAAAAAUACGAAUAGUAGUCAAUUCUUCAUUGCCUACCGCGCUCUCCCCCAUCUAAAUCUCAAACAUACCAUAUUUGCCCGUUUAAUCGAUGACCCUUCACCCUCAUCUACGACUCUCAACGCCCUAGAAACUGCCCCAGUAGAUUCCACCAACAAACCCACCACACCUAUCCGUAUUCUCAACGUAACAAUCUUCGUCGAUCCAUUCGAAGAAUUCUUGAGCCAGAAACGCGCAGACGAGGAAGCACAAACGGGCGCCGCUGGUGGCGCUUCGAAAGGUUCUGGCUCGAGAGACGAGCAGAGCGAUGACCAGCUAACCUGGACAGGUAAGCGCGUGCGAACUGGAGGCGCGGCGAAUGGCGCUGCAGCCUCUGGUGGAAGUUCCGGUGUGGGGAAGUAUCUUAAAGCAGCUACCACCGCCGCCGCUGCCGAAGCUCAGACAAAGGCUGGUGAAGACGAAAUUGUAGAAUUUGUCGAUGAGGAGCCCGAGCCUGAACAUGUGAGAAAGAAAUUCAAAGCUGCGAGUGGAGGUGGUGGGUUUGGCAAUUUUGAUAGUUGGUGAAGAAAAUUUCAUGUGUUUCUUUUCGGGUCGGUAUUUGUUAUCUUUCCCAUGAGGCCCUUAUAUUCUGUAUUUUAUUUUAUACCAACAUUUUCCAGUGGCAUUCAAGUCUUCACGGCGCAGCUAGGUGAUGGGAAACCUUGAGACGACAGUUCCGGAUUUUUUGUGGGGAUGGAAUAAAUGGCGUUUUGCAAGAAUUUUCUGGUUUUCUGCUUGGAAGAUUGGGAUUGAAUGGAUUAUAUUGAAACACUACGUUAGCGAUAGGCUCCCGUCGUAGAUAAUUCUUCAUUGGGGAUUCUGGGCCCGCCAAUCGAGCAGCAGUUGUCAAAAUCGAUAACUUUCGUGCAAAUAGGCUCCCCUGACACUAGAACGCAACCAGAGCAAGCCAAUGACUUCAGCGCGAGUAUCAUUGUCAUCUACGAAAGUGGUUUUAUAAUGUCCUAACCCUACAUAAUCCGCGCUUACGACAAUUCACUGACCAUACAAAGAAUGCCGUCCCUGUCAGCUUCAGGGGGUUACUAGCAGUAGAUACAGUGCUGAUUGUCGAAGAGAGCAAAAGGAGUAACGCUUAGACUCUAUAAAGGACCCAAUCGAGUGGGGAAUCCACAAGCAUUUGGGGUAUGAUAUAAAGAAAGAAUAAAUAUCAUCAUGAGCGGUGGGGGACAUAC